AUGCACUCGGACUCUCCAUCGUUACUUCGUUGGCUGAGGGCACAAUGCUCGCGCCGGCGCUAUCAGUGCGCCUUUGGAGCCGCGAUCCUGAUUCCCCUUCUAUUCCACUUCCAUACGACAGUGGUUCCCAUUGAAUCCUCCCGCAGGCUGACAUCGCACUUCUCAAAGCCAUCCAUGGCCCGCGAGGUGUCAGCUAGAAGCCUUCUUUCACGCCCAAUCUCGCAGGACACCUUCACGAUUCCCAAGAUCAUCCAUCAAACUUGGUUCCCGGCAGGGAGCAACAUGUCCGAGCGGGCACAAUCAUGGGUACAGACCAUGCGAGAACAGAAUGCGGACUGGGAAUGGGUUCUGUGGGACGAUGAGACGAACAACCUGCUUGUUCAAACCUAUUUUCCGUGGUUUUGGGAUAUUUACUCAGGACUACCGAAAGAGAUCCUGCGAGCCGACCUUGUCCGCAACUUUUACAUGUAUCUCUUUGGCGGAAUGUAUGCCGACGUAGAUACUGAAGCUCUCAUCCCUGUUGAGCCGCUCUUCACCGGCCAUGGAACUUCAGUGGCGUCGCAUCACAAGACUCUGUCCUCUUCGCCUCCCUCUGGAUCUCCCUUAGUUCAGCGAGCAUUCAUGGGACGAAUGUCUCAUAGCGACGACCUCAUGGCCUCAGCAGCGGUGCCUAACGGGUGGAUGGCGUCUCCACCGGGCCACCCGUUUUGGCUCAUGAACAUCAUCUUCCUGAUGGAGCAUCCCGAGGGAACCGGCGACGGGUCUGUAGAAGGACUGACUGGGCCAGGCGUGCUCAGUCUCAUGAUCAAGCAUUAUUACGAGAACUUCAAGAAUGAGUCAUUGAGGCAACAUGUCUGCGAUCGGGCCCAACAACGGCAGCCCUCUUGGUCGAUUUUCUGCGGGGAGGAAUAUGUGCACAAUGAAAAGCUAAGGGACGCGCUAAUCCUGCUUCCGCGCCAGCAGAUUUAUCCCUACAGCUGGGCGGACGACAGAGACUCGGUCUGUCUGGCAGCUCACGAUAACCCCUUGUUCGAUGCGGACGAGUGUAAACGGCUCAUGGAUGUGGAUGCCUGGCCGAGUUAUUUCAUUACCUACUGUACUCAUUCUUGGUAG
Messenger RNA from Aspergillus fischeri NRRL 181, 1113 nucleotides. Its product is annotated as glycosyltransferase family 32 protein. NCBI's taxonomy places the organism in Eukaryota, Fungi, Ascomycota, Eurotiomycetes, Eurotiales, Aspergillaceae. Bases 1 to 1113 code for a protein of 370 amino acids. The transcript has 2 exons. Gene Ontology annotation, molecular function: mannosyltransferase activity. The record is from RefSeq and is a predicted model, not a curated record. Gene Ontology annotation, biological process: mannosyl-inositol phosphorylceramide biosynthetic process.